Messenger RNA from Lytechinus pictus (painted urchin), 3719 nucleotides. Its product is annotated as tyramine receptor 1-like. The record is from RefSeq and is a predicted model, not a curated record. Lineage: Eukaryota; Metazoa; Echinodermata; Echinoidea; Temnopleuroida; Toxopneustidae. Gene Ontology annotation, biological process: G protein-coupled receptor signaling pathway. Gene Ontology annotation, molecular function: trace-amine receptor activity. The transcript has a single exon. Gene Ontology annotation, cellular component: membrane. The coding region runs from base 398 to 1582 and encodes 394 amino acids.
AGACAUUCUUCGGUGUCUUAUUAACAUCUUUGUGAAGGGCCGCUUGUUGGUCCCUCUUAAAAUAUUUGCCUUGAUGGAAUGAAUGUUAUUGGAUUUUUAGAUGACACCAAUACGACGAGUUAUGACAGACACCGAGUAUGAUUAAUGGACACGGCUGUAAUGUUUACCGUGUCAUAGAAUAUAAAUCUCCCGGAUCUUUUUUUUUGGGGGGAUGAUACUCUUCACUUCAAACGUGUUCAGAAUUAGAUACCUAUGGGACGGAUUCAUAAUCUCUUCAAUAUUUUUGGGCUAAUUCUCUAAAUCAGUUGAGGAAGAAUCUUUCAUUUCGACACAGCACAUGGUAUAUUCUUAGAUGCAUUACUCUUAAUGAAAUGGAAUGAUAUGCAUUGUUUAGCACAUGGUUAAAUCGUUUCAAAUCUUAGAAGAAUACCUAACGUCAACCCAUCAAGACUGUCAUCAAAGCUUCAGCAACAUGACUUCGGAUAUCUCCCAAUUGGCUUCGGAAGUUUCUUUCACUUCUACGAUUGAGUCAGAUAUCGGAUGUGUUGGUUACAUGUGCCUAACACAUAGUCAAAUCAUCGGAUUCUUCGUCUUCGACAUCAUAAUAGCCGUGGUUAUACUGGUUGGCAACACGCUUGUCGUCCUCAGUGUCGCUAGGACGCCCUCACUAAGAUCUCAGAACAACAUCUUCCUGGCCAGUCUGGCCGUGGUUGAUUUCCUGCUCGCCAUCGUAUGCAUCCCUCUUGACAUCAUCGUCGGACUGGGAUUCAAACCCGACGUGACAUCAUGGGCGUGCCUGUCCUUGAGCGUCGUCAUCGCUACGAUGGUGUUCCUCACCAUCUUACACAUCACUGUGGUCGCGUUUGAUCGCUUUCUUGCGAUCACGUCGCCGUUCACAUAUCAGCAAAGGAUGACAAAUGGUCGGGUAGCGUGUUUGAUCGCCGGUAUUUGGUUGAUAACCCUGGUUCUUAGCUCGACCGCCUUCGCAUGGAACAACGUCCCGGAUUUCCACGACACCGCCUGCGACCUUCUCUACAUCCAAGGCAAGGGAUAUCGUGUCAUGAUCGUCAUGCUCAUCAUGAUCGUACCUACAACGCUGAUGUCCUAUUGGUACUAUCGUAUCUACCGCGUCGCUCGUAGUCAUCGUCGUCGGAUAGCCGCACUCGAGCGCGUCCUUGAAUCAAAAGUCUUCGCUCGAGCCAAAUACGCGACAUCGCUCAAAAAGGACCUCAAAGCCGCAGUCACACUCAUGCUCGUGUUUGGCCUAUUUAUCAUUGGGUGGCUGCCGGCAUCGUUGAUCACCAUCAUUGACGUCCUCGUACCCGACGUCCGACUGGAUGAGAUAUACAUCUACGAGCUUAUCUGUUUCAAAAUCGCCUUCUCUAAUAGUGCAAUAAACCCUAUAAUUUACGCGGCACGGAACAGGGAUUUUCGUAGGGCUUUUGCCCGUCAACUUGGUCUCGUUUUCAGGUGUGCUUUUUGGGCCAAACUUACUAAAACAUGUAAAAAGAGGCGUGAUUCUGAAGCAACUGAGAACAGGGAGUCAGUGACAACGUUAUCGUCGACGAUUAGAUUGAAUUGAUUGGAAAAUGAACUAGGGGCAUUUUCAAGUCAACGUCGUGAUCUCGACUAAACUCUGCAAAGGAUUGCUUAAUAUCAAGAGAGAGUUAAAAUGUUAAUGUGUGAAUUUUCAGCAAUGUUGUUGAAAAGUAUCCAGUUAAAAUAAAUCAAUUGUCGAUUUGUGAAAUGUUUCUGAAUCCAACCAUGAUGUACUGAUUUGCUGACAUCCUGAGUUUCAAUCGGCUUUACAACAUUUACUAGUAUUAAUUUAACUUCACUUUUUAAACAUAGCAUGUUGAUUAAUGGUCUUUUCUUUAAAAGAAAAAAAUAGUUAUAUUUCCUAGCGAUUAGUUUUCAAGGGUUCCAUGGCAUUUGCUCCUGCGACAAUUGCUCUGAUGGAAAAUCUACACGUUACGCUAAACAUUCAAUCUAACUUCCAAAACUAAAUAAAUCUUUAUCUUUAUCUUUACACUAUCCUGAAUUGAAUAAAAAUAAAUCUACUAGUAUUACAAUCCAAACUUUAACCCCAUGCCCUCUGAUCAUUACCGGAGCAAACGUAAGUAAUUUUUUUUUUAAUUGGUUAGAUUAAUAUCUCACAAACAGCCGUGAAAGUUCUGUUUGACUUUGAUCUUUAAACCGUUAUCAGAUCAACCAAAAACUAAUCUGAGUUAUAAGAUGAUCGUAUUCGUUUCAUGUUGAAAGUAUUGCAUUUUAUUAUACACUUUAAAAAUCAUGAUUAGUAUUUUUAAAGAAUCUUCAAUUGAAGUUGGCAAUAAAAUCAAUAUCAUUACCUUGCCCUGAUCUGAUUUGAAAUUUUCGUUACUUAUAAUUCCCGUUACAUCUCUGUAUUGCUAUCAAUAUUGGGGUUUCUACAAGCUGAAACUAUUUCAUAUAUCGUUUACAACAGGUCAUGAUUGUGAGGGUGAUAAGAAUCAUACAAGGACAUCUUUGUUAAGUAUCUAGGGCACUUUUCCUAGAUUUAAUGAUUUUAUUGACCGGUAUACGUCUUGUAAGCGUAGCAAUUUCCUCGUUUUAUUGGGAAUAGAUUAAUAUCCGUCUCUCAGAAAAAGCAACCAACAAUAUUUUAACGGUGUUAAAUUCAAAACAAGUUUUUUUUUUUGUUAUUCAAAAAAAGGACAUGAGAAGAUAAAGGCCAUUGCACACCUUAUGACUGGUCCACGAUUCGAAUUCGAAACAAAUUGCAUUUUGCUCAUUUUCUGAAAAUGUGAAUGAAAAGUAUCUUUUUGUUUGAGGUCCAAAUGAACUGAUAGAAUACCAUUAUGACAAUUAUUGAUGAUUGCACGCCUUUAUCUUCGAUUAAAGGCUUAAUUAGUUUCAAAUCGGAGCCAAUCGUACGAUUGCUAUGACGUCAUUACGACCAGAUAUUAAAUUCGCUUUUUUCUAAUAAAGAUAAUAGCAUAGUCACAGAUUUAAACAUAGGUAUUCGUACGAUUAUUUAAAACAUCACACGGUAAGAUAUUCCAUGUUUCGAUAUUAGCAUCAAAUUACUACCUUUUAUUCCACAAUAAGGUCACGGAGCAACCAUAAGGUGUGAAAUUGUCUUACUGUUCAAUAAUUUGAUACCAUUGAACUAUUUCAGAUAAUUUUAAUUUUUUCUAAUUUGGAAAAUCUCUCCAUUUAGUAAAAAAAGAAAAGAAAAGAAGAUUAUUUAUAGAUAUCAGGAAAUCAAGUAAAUUUUUACAUAUUGAUUUUUCAUUCAGAUUUGGGUCGAUAAUUUGCCAUAUUAAGCGAAAUACAUGCAUGGAGUGCUUUUAUUUCGCUAUAUUGGAAGAAAAAAAUAUCGGAAUUAUCUUGUCAUGCAUGAAAAAAAAAAUUGGGCAUGUAACCCUUCCAUCUCAACCUCAGCGUAUUAAUUUACAGUUCCGCAUUGACUGGACUCUAUGACGUGAUAUCACAACGAUCGCCUGAUCAUACAGACAUCGUUAUUCAUAUUUACCAAGUAGAAUAAUGAUUUUUCACCCUUUGGAUUAAUAAAAUUGUCUGUUACUAUUUAGAGUCAAAAUUAAAGUUUACCGUACCCAAGCCAGAAAUUCGAUGUAUUGACUCCUAAUCGAUCGGACAACAUGAGUUUUAUUAAUUCUUUAUUCUGAAGAUCACGAAUCAAUUAUAUACUGAGGAAUUCUAUAGGAAUACAACUU